CCCAGCUGCCAGAGACUUGCUUCCACAAGACCGUUAUUGAUAGCCAGCUUCCUGGCUAGCCUGACUUCCCGGCGGUGUUUACCUCGAACAGCUGAGCAGUGGUCGCCAUGUUUGAUUCUCAGCUGACGGCGGAAUGAAUGGCAGCUUUGUCGACCUUCACUGAAACUACCUCAUGAAUUCUCCUGCAGAGUACUCGGAAUUGUUGACAGCUAGCAGGUUAGCAAUCCCGCUUCCUGUGCGGAAGAGAAGGGCGGAGGUGACGACGACGACGCAGCGGCCGAGUGCGCAGGCGCGCGAGUCAGCUGACGAGCAGCUGUCACGUGAGAGCCGCAGCCGGAAAAGCUGUCUUAAUGACGUGUUUGUUUGUAGUGCGAUGACAUCUCAAGAUUUGAUCGUUUAUACGUCUGCGAUGGGGAUAUUAGGUUCACGGCCAUGAGUGUGCGAGCUUUGUGGAUCGUUUCUCACGAAAAAGGAGAAAAUGGAACCGUUCGCUUUUCAAGGAGGUUCCCCACAGUGGAGCACCGAGCCAAACUCCUGGCGGGAGCCUCAUAUGUUCCGGUCCCAGAAGACGACACAGUCCUGCAGCUGCUGCUCACUGAACUGGGCCUCUCAGAACCUCAGAAGCCGUUUGUGCUGCUCAGGGAUGACUGCCUUAAGUGCCAGCGUUUGCCGGCUCUGGACCUGCACAUAGACGGUCCAGAGAAGGGGACGCUGUGGCCGGUCCUGACCGUGUCCCACGGCUCCCUCAUCCUGGCCUGCCUGUCUUUGGUGGAUGCCCCCGCUGAGCCCAGACCCCCUCUAUCCAGCCUACUGUCUGUCUCUCAGGGUCUUGCGCUGCUAUCCGGCCUGCAGAACUUCCUCCUGAGUUCUGGAGGGCGACCCGAUCCAGAUGCACUGGCCUCUCGUUUCGCCGCUCUGCCCGCCCUCAUGCUGCAGGUGUGUCCUCUUGGGACGCCGCUGGAGGUGCCGGUGCUUGGACCACCAGCCCCUUCGACCUCACAGGUGCCCGCCGGGAACCAGAAGCAGCCGGCGUGGAAGACUGGCCUUCACCGGGGCAGAGCGGUGGUCAGUGUGGCUCUGGUGGAAACUGUUCGGUCCACGCAGUACGGCAACCCGAGCCGACCGGAUCUGUGGGACGUCUACGGGACAGUGACGUGCAAAUGUGAAGUAGAGGGAGUCCUCCCCAACGUGACGGUGACCCUCACUCUUCCUCCCAAUGGCUCCCCGCUGCAGGACGUCCUGGUCCACCCGUGUGUCUCCUCACUGGACUCCAGUGUCCUGACAGCCAGCAGCGUGGACCAGAGCGACAGCUCCUCCUUCUCUGGACCCUAUAAAUUCCCCUUCUCUCCUCCUCUGGAGCCGUUCAGACUCUGCAGCUACACGUCGCAGGUGCCGGUGCCGCCCAUCUUGGGCUCGUACCUGUUGAGGGAGGAGGAGAAGCAGCAGCUGCGAGUGUCUGUCUCGCUGAAGCUGCAUGAGAGCGUGAAGAACAGUCUGGACUUCUGUGAAGCUCACCUGCCUUUUUUUAACAGGAACCAGAUGAAUUCUGUGGAGCUGAAGGUGAGCUCGGGGCAGCUGGACGUGUCCAGAGAGAAGAACCUGCUGGUCUGGGUCCUCGGACAAAAGUUCCCGAAAUCUCGUGAGGUCACCAUGGAGGGUCGGAUCAGCUUCUGUGGACCCGCAGCAGGACCGAGUGACCCGGUUUGUACCGGACUCACCGGCUACAUCAAGAUGUACUUCAAGAUCUUGGACACGACCCUGUCGGGUGUCUGCGUGGACCCGCACUCGGUGCAAGUCUACUCCUCGGCCAAGCCCCGCAUCCUCACCUCUCGAGAGCUUCAGUCCAAAGACUUCUUCAUCUGGAACUCCUCUGGCUCUGCACCUGCCUCCUCCGGGCACCUGAUCCUCUAGCAUUUCCACCACGGCAAACUGCUUUGUAUUAAAAUACUAAAU
This is a messenger RNA of Synchiropus splendidus (mandarinfish), 1953 nucleotides long. RefSeq names its product adaptor related protein complex 5 subunit mu 1 (gene ap5m1). Gene Ontology annotation, cellular component: AP-type membrane coat adaptor complex; lysosome; late endosome. Gene Ontology annotation, biological process: endosomal transport. The record is from RefSeq and is a predicted model, not a curated record. NCBI's taxonomy places the organism in Eukaryota, Metazoa, Chordata, Actinopteri, Syngnathiformes, Callionymidae. The transcript is spliced from 8 exons. The coding region runs from base 433 to 1911 and encodes 492 amino acids.